AUGUUUUCGAAAGGCGACUUUUCCAAGAGCUUUGAAUCAACAAAAAAAUUUUGUACAAAGCCCAGUUAUAUACACAAAAUUGGUGAACAGCCCUUACGAUAUAUCACAAUUGGACAACUACUAGAAGAAGCGUCUAAGAAAUUUGGGGCACGAAAAACCGUCAUUUCAGUACACCAGAAUGGAUUUUUGACGUUCUCUGAGCUUUUACAAAAGGCCGAUAAGCUGGCAGCGGGUUUCAAAAUAUUAAAUUUGGAAAAGAAUGAUCGCUUGGGAAUAUGGGCUCCAAAUUUACUGGAAUGGUACAUCACAUAUAUCGCAUGUGCAAGAGCUGGUUUAAUUGCGGUGUGCUUAAAUCCGGUUUAUGAAGCUCCGGAAAUAGAGUACUGUGUUAACAAAACUGGAAUAAAAGCUUUGGUGUGUGCUGAUAAGUUUAAACACCACGAUUAUUACGAAACUUUGUUAGCUCUAGUUCCAGAAUUGGAAAGUUGCGAGCUUGGAAAACUUGAAAGCAAAAAAGUACCAUCUCUUAAAAUCGUCAUUCGCAUCAGUAAGGAUGUAAAAAGAGGUACUUACAAUUUUCACGAACUUUUAAACCUAGCGAAUCCUAGUAAAGUCGCUAAUAUACAAAAAUUGCAACACAGUAUCAGUCCAGAUGAUGGCUGCAGUCUCUACAUGACUUCAGGUACUACCGGAAAACCAAAAGCCGCCUUAACCACUCACUUCAAAAUGGUGAACAAUGGAUUCGUGACAGGAAAAAGAAUGGAAUUAUGGAGCAAACAUCACACACUUUGUGUACAAGUACCACUUUUCCAUAUUUUUGGUUCUGUUUCUGGUAUCAUAGCAUCGCUAACUUACGGCAGUACUAUGGUUUUACCGACAGACGGUUAUCAACCCGAUAAAACUUUGGACGCACUCAAAAACGAAAAGUGUACGAUGAUUAUGGGAACUCCGACGAUGUACAUAGACUUAAUUGAAGUUCAAGAAAAACGUAAAGAACCUAUAUGUUUAGAGAUAGCCCUGUUAGGUUCAGCCCCAAGCACACCACAUCUGCUACAACAGAUUAUUUCAACUUUAAAUAUAUCUAAACUUUUUUCGGUCUAUGGUCUAACGGAAUGUUGUGGAUCGGUGCUGCAAUCGCUACCAACCAAAACUAAAGAAAAAAAUCCAGUGCUUGUGAAUUACGUGCAGGAAGAUUUUGAGGCCAAAGUAGUAGACGAACAUGGUGAUGUGGUACCUUUUGGUACUCCUGGUGAACUGUGCGUACGUGGUUAUGCUAACAUGGUGGGAUACUGGGAAGACAAAGAAAAAACAAACGAAAUGUUAGGAAAAGAUGGUUGGCUGAAAACUGGAGACCAGUUCGUUCUUGAAGAAGAUGGAACUGGUCAAGUCGUCGGGAGGUUAAAAGAUAUGAUUAUAAGAGGAGGAGAAAAUGUUUUUCCGAAAGAAAUCGAAGAACUUUUGAUCACACAUCCAAAUAUUUUGGAAAUAUAUGUGAUAGGGACACCACAUAAAAGACUAGGUGAAGAAGUCUGCGCAUGUGCAAGAAUCAAACCACAAUCUAAUUUAACUCUUGAAGACCUGGUCACUUUAUGUAAAGGGAAGUUGGCGUACUUCAAAAUUCCCACGAGACUGGAAGUGCUCGAUAAUUUUCCUCGAACAUCUUUAGGGAAAAUACAGAAAUUCAAACUUAGAGAAAUGCUGUCUGAAAAAAAUCGUUGA
Zophobas morio is the source of this 1719-nucleotide messenger RNA. Its product is annotated as medium-chain acyl-CoA ligase ACSF2, mitochondrial-like. Bases 1 to 1719 code for a protein of 572 amino acids. Gene Ontology annotation, biological process: fatty acid metabolic process. Lineage: Eukaryota; Metazoa; Arthropoda; Insecta; Coleoptera; Tenebrionidae. The transcript is spliced from 9 exons. Gene Ontology annotation, molecular function: medium-chain fatty acid-CoA ligase activity. The record is from RefSeq and is a predicted model, not a curated record.